CCAACGAAUGCCCUUAAGUGCGCAGGAGGUUCGGACCACUGGCACGAACUUUGUGAUUUACUGUAUACAGCGGAAGUAUAAUGUACUUGAACUUUUCAGGUUGAAUCAUUUAAAAGACAAAGUUCCUCGAAACUUCUCGGAAAGUGCGUGCACGUCUUUCUACAGCUUUAUGUCUUCACAGUAUGAGUAGGAAGUGCUAAACUCAUCUGAACAAAUAUUACAGCUAGCUGUUGAAAUUCAAGCUGGUAUUUUAGGCGAUCGAAAGUCACAAUGACGUACGGUAUUAUCAUCGUCUAUUUAGAGGCACGAUUUAACUACAGACCAAGGAUAUCUUUGCACCUACGUAAUUGUUGUUUUCUCGUAGUAUCUCUUCGAAGCGUGCCACACGCCAAAAAAGACCUUAAAGUUGAAAUAGUACUUCAUGUAUUAGGCCAGACACCCUAAUGCUCUAUGUCAGACGUCGAAAAACUCGCUUCUCAGAGAUUUCAGCAAAUUCCAAAGGGCUGCUUGGUGGUAAAGAAAGUGAGCAGGCCGUCUCGUGUGGCCAGGGAAAAGCUAAACAACAAAGCCCAAGGGGACUUCUUACCGCGAGCCACGCUGCUUUAAAAGCCUCUCUUCUUUUGGCAUAGACGGAAGGAAGUUUUCGUUCGACUCAAAAAUGUUUACUUAACUUCCUCCUGGUUGAAGUCUGGAGAUCGCGGCGGGCUCGCGAAGCGGACCGCAGAAAUGAAAACUAUAACUCCACGUGAUGAACACGUGACGUACACUCGAGCUGAAACACUGUCCAUCAGCGUGCGUUUUUACGUCCGGUAUCGUGCGUGGUUUGAUGUUGAACCGACCUCUGCCAACCGUGUGCAUGUCAUGUAAGUCCCAGAGUGGAUAAACAAACACGCUUGCGCAAAGGGUUGGGAAAACAGGCCCUUGCCCACGCACGGUCAUGUCGCUGACACACGGGGACGGCGAGUGAAGAGUCGGAGGUUGUAGAGUAGGAUCAUCCGUCCUGGAGAGGAGGCUCGCGACCCGGUUUUUCCCGCUGACAGGUGUGUUUUCCAGGCUGUUAAUCAGUCGGGCUCUCGGCGGGGCACCUCUGGCUCGUGAGCACGAGCCUGGACCAAAGUAAAGCCUCUUGUCUUAGCCAGGCAUAAACAAUCGUGAUAACCUCAGCCCUGUUUGCUUUCAACCUAAGAGCACGGCGGCUGGUGGCUGGGGCAAUUAGAAUUCCUGAUCUGUCCUGUCAUUGGGAGGAAUUUGUGAAUUUGGAGGACACCGUCGGCUGAUAGACGGCAUCUCUCCCGGAGAGAGCUGAGCUCACGGCGAGAUCGGGAUGUUGGGCGGCGGCGUGGUCCCGGUUCUGACUUGUUUCUUCUCACUGUUGUCCCGCGGGACGGGAUGGGACGCACGAGGAUCCGACCGGAUCGUCAACGACGAUCCCUCCGCUCUACAGAUCGGGCUGGAUCCCGACUCUCCCCGCUCCAAGGUGGAAAUCCUGGGCGAGAUCUUCAAGAAGCACGUCCAGCGCCUGAGACAGACGGAAAACCAGACGGUCGAACUUGUUUUCCUGGUGGACAGCUCCGCCAGUGUCGGCAACGAGAACUUCAACAGCGAGCUCCGAUUCGUGAAGAAACUCCUGGCUGACUUUACUCUCGCGGAGAAUGCGGCACGCGUGGCCAUCGUUACGUUCUCCUCACGCAACAAGGUAGUCAACCAUGUGGACCACUUGUCUAAACCCAGCUAUCACAAACACAAAUGUUCUCUCCUGGAAGAAGAACUACCGAGAAUUAAAUACGCCGGCGGGGGCACUUACACCAAGGGAGCCAUGAUAAAAGCACAGGAAGUCCUGCGGCACGCCCGUCCGAACGCCACCAAGGCGGUGUUCCUGAUGACUGACGGCUAUUCCAACGGCGGGGACCCCCUUCCCGAGGCGCGCAAACUCAAGCAGAACGACGUGCAGAUCUUCACCUUCGGCAUCCGGAGCGGAAACGUCAAGGAGCUUCAGAACAUGGCCACGGACCCGGCAGAGGAGCACAGCUACUUCCUCGACAGCUUCGCCGAGUUCGAGGCUUUGGCAAGACGGGCGCUACACGAGGAUCUCCAGGGUGGAGAGUUCAUCUUAGAGACGCCUGGGAAGUGUUGGAAGCUGUGUCCCCAGGGCAACAAGUGUUGUGACGUCACCGCCUCCUGCAGGUGCGGCACGCACACGGGGCAGUACCAGUGUAUAUGUGAGGCGGGGUACUACGGAAACGGCGUUCAUCACGACUGUCUAGCCUGCCCCGUGGGGACCUACAAGCCUGUAGCUGCACCUGGCGGGAUCAACACCUGCCUCAAGUGUCCGGACCCGCACCACGUGACCCCGCUGGCAGCUACAUCCACCCAGCAGUGCAGGUGCAAGGCCGGGUACCGGGACGAUGGCGGGGGGCACUGCCAAGUGGUUACAUGUCCUGCACUAUCACCUCCUGAACGUGGCUACUUCGUGCAGGACACCUGUAAUAACGUGUUUAACUCGGCCUGUGCUGUACGGUGUGACCCCGGGUACGACCUGCUGGGAGACAACCUCAGGCUGUGCACCAAGGACGGGGAGUGGACCGGGUCUCCCGCCAAAUGUGUCGUACGGAAGUGCAAACCUCUGCUGCCACCGCGCCAUGGCACCAUCUUCUGUGACCGAGAUGACUACACGUUUGAGACAGUUUGUAAGUUCACCUGUGCCCCUGGACACAAGCUGGUUGGGUCCCACAAGAGAAGAUGUCUGGCCAUUGCCCACUGGGAUGGCGUCCCUGCAGAAUGUGGAGUGAUCACCUGCCCAAGGCUGUCUGCCCCUGCCCAUGGGUUCCUCCAACCCAAGAACCCCUGUACAAAGAAGAAGGUACCUUAUGGAGCAUCCUGUCAGUACAGCUGUGAAGAUGGGUUCCAACUGGAAGGAAUUUCAGACACUACCUGUAACAACACUGGGGAAUGGAAUAACCUAACAGAGGAACCAACUUGCAAAGGAUGA
Messenger RNA from Branchiostoma floridae (Florida lancelet), 2989 nucleotides. Its product is annotated as sushi, von Willebrand factor type A, EGF and pentraxin domain-containing protein 1-like. The transcript has 10 exons. The record is from RefSeq and is a predicted model, not a curated record. Lineage: Eukaryota; Metazoa; Chordata; Leptocardii; Amphioxiformes; Branchiostomatidae. The coding region runs from base 1325 to 2989 and encodes 554 amino acids.